CUUCAUUAUCCAAAGCCCAUGCACUUCCCGGUGUAUACACGAUCUCUACCUACCUCUUUCGAGAUAGGAUUUUUAAAAAUUUGAAUAUCAGCUUUAAAAUUUUAACGCCGCGUGCCGUGAAACACCAAACUUAGCUAAGACACCCCAGUGUCCCAAGAUAACAUGUUGUGAAUCAAUUUUGUUUUUUGCCUCAAGAAACUGAUUCAACUAAAAAUGCUGGUCAACCUCGUUCGUCGAUGUUUUGUUCCUCACCAGAACUCUUUGUUAUCAAAUCUUGUUAUCCCUAGUCUCGGUCCUAGAAAGGGCCUCUUACAUUUUCCUCACCUUGCGGCUGGCAGCAGGACUUUCAGCCAGUUAAGAUGCGGCAUGUGCCGUCGAAGACCACUGGAAGUAACAAGCUUUACCCCCUAUACCAAGUCUUGCCAAAAAUAUGAGAAGAAAGAAGAAGCUAGCAGCUUGCAAUUUAUUCAAAUGAGAUACAUCAGCUCGGCUCAACUUGUCGAUAGCACCCCUAAGAGUAUACAACCGUACUUGAGGCUCAUGCGAUUGGACAGACCAAUUGGUUCUUGGCUUCUGUUUUGGCCAUGCGGCUGGGCGAUAGCAGGCAGUGCAGCCCCAGGUUGCUUGCCAGACAUAGCCUUGCUGUCCCUCUUUGGUGCUGGAGCUGUGAUAAUGAGAGGCGCAGGCUGUACUAUCAAUGACAUGUGGGACAAAGACAUAGAUGGAAAAGUUAGUAGGACGAAGGAUCGACCGCUCGUCAGUGGACAGUUGACUCGAGGGGAUGCUCUAGUCUUUCUGGCUGGGCAGUUAGGCCUUGGAUUGGCGAUCUUGCUGCAACUUAAUUGGUACAGCAUUGUCCUCGGAGCCAGUUCAUUAGGUCUGGUCAUUGUGUAUCCCUUGAUGAAGAGAAUUACUCACUGGCCACAGCUGGUUCUUGGCAUGACCUUCAACUGGGGUGCGCUCCUCGGUUGGUCUGCAGUUCAGGGUUCUUGUGACUGGUCAGCUUGUCUACCUCUCUACGCAGCUGGCGUCUGCUGGACAAUUAUUUAUGACACAAUUUAUGCCCAUCAGGAUAAAGCUGAGGACCUAUUGAUGGGCAUAAAGUCAACUGCAAUAAGGUUUGGGGAGAAUACAAAAUUGUGGCUAUCAGGCUUUGCACUGGCCAUGUCCUCAAGCCUUAUCCUUUCUGGACUGAACUGUGAUCAAACUUGGCCAUAUUUCCUGUCGGUUGGUGUCAUAUCAGCUCACAUCUCGCACCAGCUCUACACUUUGGAUAUUUCCCAGGCAAACGACUGCGCCAGAAAAUUUGUGUCUAACCAUUACGUCGGUCUGCUGCUCUUCCUGGGGAUCGUGUUUGGGAAUUAUUUAAAGAACAGAACUACGCCCAAGGUAACAGUGGAAGUUGAUACCAAAGAGAAAGUCGCGUUAUUCCAGUAAAAUUACCAGGUGUGAAACGAUAAUAAAAGAUUUAAUCAAACUGCA
Messenger RNA from Cloeon dipterum, 1482 nucleotides. It is a transcript of the gene Coq2, whose product is annotated as ubiquinone biosynthesis protein COQ2, mitochondrial. Bases 214 to 1437 code for a protein of 407 amino acids. Gene Ontology annotation, cellular component: mitochondrial inner membrane. Lineage: Eukaryota; Metazoa; Arthropoda; Insecta; Ephemeroptera; Baetidae. The transcript is spliced from 6 exons. The record is from RefSeq and is a predicted model, not a curated record. Gene Ontology annotation, biological process: ubiquinone biosynthetic process.